Molecule: messenger RNA, 1473 nt
Organism: Paracoccidioides brasiliensis Pb18
Exons: 4
Coding region: 1-1473 (490 amino acids)
Source: RefSeq, a predicted model, not a curated record
AUGACUCUCUCACGAAUACCGUCCCACCGGUCCAACCGAAGCUGGCGCUCCAGAAAAAGCACCCACUCGCUUUCCAAUUCCCACUCCCAGUCCCAUUCGCACAUAAAUGGACAUCCCGAACAUCACCCACCACUCACCAAAACAAAGUCCCGUGAGGCCGCUUCAGCAAAGGCCAACAAUCAUGCACCUGCAGGGAACCGUGACGAUGAGCCCGAUCCACUGUUGGGAUUUGAGAACCACCUUUCCCCGCAACAGUCCGAAGCACUGCAGAGCCUCAAGGCGGAGUUGAUAGAGAAGAAGCUCUAUACGGAAGCGCAUGGUGAAAAUCCCGCCAGCCACGAUGAUUCUACUUUGCUGCGAUACCUUCGUGCACGUAAAUUCGAUGCGCCCGCGGCCGUUGCCCAGUUCCAAGCGACAGAAGAAUGGCGCAAGACGAACCAAAUCGAUGAGUUAUAUAAAAACUUCGAUAUCGAUGCUUAUGAUGAAGCACGGAAAAUGUACCCGCAAUGGAUCGGCCGCCGCGACCGUCGCGGAAUCCCCAUCUUUGUCUACGUGAUCAAGGACCUAAACAGCAAAAAUAUGACCGCCUACUCAUCCUCUAUCUCGUCGGGAAAGACAGCCGCAACACACGAAUCUUCCACGGUGCCCGCAAGGCUCCUCCGUCUUUUCGCGUUGUACGAAAACAAGAGCCGGUUUGUGAUGCCCCUGUGCAGCGCUCUGGAUCGGCCGAAUCCGGAGUCCCCGAUCGUGAAUACGGUGAAUAUUGUAGAUAUUGAGGGCGUGGGGUUGAAGCAGUUUUGGAAUUUGAAGGGACACAUGCAGGAUGCGGGUGCGUUGGCGACGGCGUAUUAUCCCGAGACUUUGGAUAGAAUAUUUAUAAUCGGCGCCCCUGUUUUCUUCCCCACCGUCUGGGGUUGGAUAAAACGGUGGUUCGAUCCAGUAACAACAUCAAAGAUCUUCAUCCUCUCCGCAUCCGAAGUAAACUCCACCCUCCGCAAUUUCAUGGAGCCCUGCAACAUCCCAAAAAAGUAUGGCGGCGAGCUGGAAUGGAAUUGGGGCGACAUGCCAUCCCUGGAUGAACAGGCGAAGGAGCUCGUAGGCGCUCUGGCACAGAUUGGGCAGAGGGGGGAUAAAGAUAUUCCUGCCACCAAUGACACCGCUUUGGGUGAUACGAGGGAGGGAUUUUACAGGGGUCCUGUGGUAUGGAAUGGGGAGACGGUGGAGGUUUUUGGGAGUGUCGAUGGGGUUGAGCGGAGGAGGACGAUUGUCAUUCCGCGGAAAAAGCGUGUUGAUGGCAAUGGCGGUGCUAGUGCUGGAGCUGGUGACGCAGAGAAAGAAAUAGAAACAGUGGUGAAUACGGUGGAGAGGGUGGAUUCAAUCACCAAGGGGCUUUCGGCUGUGAGCAUGGACAAUGAAAAAGUUCCUGAGCCAGCAUUUGAUGAUAAAGCUGCACAGGUUACUGCAACGGUAUGA